AUGCAGGCAAUCGCGAAAGCAGAGAAUGAGACUGACUCGGUCGUCUCUUUCAACGACACUGACAAUGAUCUGAAUUUGGAGAAUGAAAAAGAGAAAAAAGGUGGUUGUGUGGGCUGUCUGCGCGAUAAUCUCUUCAUGAUCGUCAUCCUCCUUGGUGUGGUCGUGGGAUUUGGUAUCGGAUUUGGUGUUAGACAGUUGAACCCCUCACCAGUGGCUAUUACAUGGAUAGCAAUGCCAGGUGACCUGUACAUCCGACUUCUUCAAUUAACCAUCCUACCACUGAUCGCUUCCAAUCUUAUUGUCGUUAUUUCGUCAUUGGAUCCGAGGGAACAGGGUCUUAGCAGUCUGGUGACAGUGGCAUACAUCAUCGGCUUCAAUUUUGCCGGAGCUGCAAUAGGCACCGCCUUCGCUACGUGCACACCAGUCGGAGUUGCUUUCAUGAUUGCUGCCGCAAUACUUAAUGUCAGUGACAUUAAAGCAGCCUUUGCAGGAUUAGGAAUGUUUGUUCUUACGGUGACGGUGGCCCUCGGUGUCCUGUUCUUCCUGUGUAUAAUCUUGUAUGGGGCAGUCGCCCUUCGAAAUCCUUUUUGUCUUCUGCGCUUUAUCACAAAAUCCUGGUUCAUCAGUUUUGCAACUACCAGCCCGAUCGUAUCACUGGCAGAAAUGUUUGACGGCUGUGAUCAGUACGGUGUGGAUCAAUCCAUAUCAAGAUUUGCUUGUCCACUCAUGACGGCCCUCAAGGCGGAUGGACCAGCGGUCUUUAUUAGCAGUGCCGCCGUCUUUGUUGCCCAAACAGAAUCAGCAGGCUCAUCACCUGGUACUCUAGUUAUCAUCUGGAUUUUGACAGCUGUAUCCGCGCUGGCCAUCCCGCAUAUUCCAAGUGCCAGCAUAAUCAUCACAAUGACCAUCCUUUCUUCGGCUAAUGUCCCAACUGCAAACACCGCUUACCUUUAUGCGGUAGACUGGCUUUUGUAA
Dibothriocephalus latus is the source of this 975-nucleotide messenger RNA. The record is from the annotation of a GenBank genome assembly. Lineage: Eukaryota; Metazoa; Platyhelminthes; Cestoda; Diphyllobothriidea; Diphyllobothriidae.